UGUCACGUUUUAAGUAAAACAAUUUGUAAGUGAAAUUUGUACUUUUUAAAUCUAUUUCCUUAAAAUAUGCUCCUAUCAUCCUGAAAAAGUCACUUGUAAAUUAUUUUUCUCUCACUUUAAUGCCAUUUGUAAUAAAACUAGUUUGUUGAUGUUGUUCCGCAGUUUCUCCUGCAGGGGGCUCCGUAGUUCUCCCCACGUUGCGUGGAAAUGUUCUCCAACUUGUUCACGGGCUGUGAAAACUUUGAUGACGCGCUGAAACGUCACCUCCGUGCGUUCUGUUUGUGUUUUGCCUACGUGUUCAUUUCCUGUUUGGCACGUUUUUCCAGGUGCGUCGACCUGCGAUCCUCCAGGUGAGCGGUUCUGGUCUCGGACUCUGUGAUCUCUGUGUGGAGGGUGUGGACCGGGCCGGAGUGACUGCAGACAUGAGGAGGAACAGCUCGCAGUCUUAGGCGGAACUCCACUUCUUCUUUUUCUUCUCCGAUUUCCAAGAAAACCAGGUGAGCGAGGAAGGGAUCGGAACCGGGACGGUCCAGAAUUGGUCAUCAGAUGGGCCUGCGGUUCUAAUGUUGCUCUUCAGGCUGUGGGAAGUCCACGACGUCGCGCUGCUGCUCAGCAUCAUGCUGCACCUGUUCCACUCAGCAGGAUCGAUCUCCGUCAGCUCCUCCCAGAGGAACCUGAUCCGGUCGGUGCAGGACGAUGUCUUCUUCUCGGUGGAGGUGACGUCCUCCGCCGUCCCCACCAUCCGAUGGAGCUUCAUGUCCGGGGCGGUGAGCCGCUCCAUCGGCGCCUGGCGGCCCGGCGGCUUCGCCAACGUCUCCCAGGAGUACAGCCACCGGGUGACGGCCUGCGACAACGGCUCCCUGCUGCUGUCCGACCUGAGGCUGCAGGACACCGGGUACUACGUGGUGACGGCCGAGGACCCGGCCGGGAACAGCCGCGACCUCGGCUUCGUCCUCAAAGUGAACGAGGUUCUGUACGAGGAUCUGCAGUACCUGUCGGUCACGGCGCUGGCGCUGAUGGUGGCGGCGGCUCUGCUCAUGGGGGCCAUGUGGCUGCUGCACCAGGGCAGCAGGAAGCUGGGGGCGUGGCGACGCCAGCGCCAGAUGCCAGUAAACGAUGCGACGGAGCUGCAGCGUCUGUGACGGAGCUGCAGCGUCUGCGACGGAGCUGCAGCGUCUGCGACGGAGCUGCAGCGUCUGCGACCAAAACAUAAACUCCUGCGGAGUCCAUCCUGCCUAUGAAGCCCGGAUCCACAUUUUAAAAUCAUUUUCACAUUCUGAACUGUAAAUAUACCAGACUUCCCUUAUUUAUUGUCGAAUUAAACCAACCGUUUGAGUUUA
This is a messenger RNA of Poeciliopsis prolifica (blackstripe livebearer), 1340 nucleotides long. RefSeq names its product V-set and transmembrane domain-containing protein 5. Gene Ontology annotation, biological process: filopodium assembly; positive regulation of excitatory synapse assembly. Bases 564 to 1142 code for a protein of 192 amino acids. The transcript is spliced from 4 exons. Gene Ontology annotation, cellular component: dendrite; axon; plasma membrane. The record is from RefSeq and is a predicted model, not a curated record. Lineage: Eukaryota; Metazoa; Chordata; Actinopteri; Cyprinodontiformes; Poeciliidae.